This is a messenger RNA of Heterobasidion irregulare TC 32-1, 528 nucleotides long. RefSeq lists its product as uncharacterized. The record is from RefSeq and is a predicted model, not a curated record. The transcript has 2 exons. The coding region runs from base 1 to 528 and encodes 175 amino acids. Lineage: Eukaryota; Fungi; Basidiomycota; Agaricomycetes; Russulales; Bondarzewiaceae.
AUGCGCAACAACGCUGACGGGGACCGGCGGCGACCGCAGCGCACUCACCAUGGUUUCAAGUUGCGGUGCUCGCGCUGGGAGCUCGCCGUCGCUGCAGAGAUCGCGCCUGGGAACACUCCGUUAAUUGCAGUGAUAAUACAAAAUCGGGGGCCGGGUUCCCAGCACGUGAUGCGACGCGCACGCCCCGGCGACACCCGCCCCACCACGUCUCCAGCACGGCAUCCAUCCCCCGUCGCUGUCUCUCGUCGUGCGCGCAUGCCGCACACCGGUGCCUCAACCGCAGCGGCACAAGCGAAGCUAAUUCCCUGUCGUGAUAAAUUACGACACGCGGCCUACACCGAACGCGUAAACACUAAAAGCCCCACUCGCAGUGCAGGCAUCACUUCGCACGCGGAGCCCGGCGGAACAGCGCGCGUCGUCAACUAUAUUCCGUCCGCGACGCUCAGCGACGAGAAUCCACCGCCGAAGGAUCUGUCGAACGUCCGAGCCAUGUCGACGCGUGCUCAAGCACGCGUCCUGUCGCAAUAA